UAUUGCCCCUUAUUUUCUUCUCCCACUUUCUCAUUUCUAUCCUUCACUUCUAUCUCUCACUCUCUGGCCUCUACGUGAAAUCCAUGAUCUACCAUGACUCUCCGGUGCGGGAGGGGAAGUGUUUUUACCAAUUCUCCGUAGGACAGGUAGGUUCUUUCUCUCUCUUGUUUCUCCCUAAUUUUCUUCCCAAAUAUUUUUGCCCUAAUUUUCUUCCCAAGCAUUUUUGCACUUGGGCCAUUCUUUUAUAGUUGCACUCUCUUUCACUUCUGAAAUCAAUUUCCAUUCUUUGCGAAUACCCCAGCCUUUACCCUCCUUUUCUAGUAGGCAAAUGACUGUCCACCAUGACAAACAUUGCUUUUAGAGCUUCUAAAAAGUUCACUCAGAAAAAUCCAGGAAGCAAAAUCAAAGAUACCACAUAAUCUGUCUUCAAUUUAAUUUCAGCUAUUACUGAAGUUACAAACCAAAUACCCCAUUUUUAACUUUUCAGCUUUUAGAUUAGAAUCUCUGCCAGCAUACUUGGUCUCACAGCCCUGACUAAAGCUGAAAAAUCGAACCUGAUGUUUAACAUGGAAAAUGAUGGCACUGCCACUACCUGAGUGAUGCUGUUCAAUGAAGUAAAUGAAUUCUUCAGAAUAAUGAAUUAGCCCUGUAAUUAAAUGAAUUCUACCUACCUAUUGUGAUCUUGUCAUAUGAUCUGAAACAUGUAAUGACUCUUUGUGCCGAGUCAGCUCUAAAAGCAGGAGAAUAAGUGGUAAUGGGUUAGAAGAAUAAAUAUGCCCGCCUCGAAAACGGUCAAGGGACCCGGGAAACCUGCACUAGGAAACACGCCCUUCCCCCCAUUUGUUUUGGUCGGAGUACUCGAAUGAAGCGAGAUUAUUAUUGUUAUUAUUAUUCUUAUUUUUACCUUCCCUUCCCAUACCCCUAAAAUUUAGUGCUUGGAAUUGAAAUACAUGCAUCUUUUGGAUAAAUUUCAGCAACGGAAGACACGGAAAUGGUGAAUUUAGUUGAAAUAGACCUACAAAACUCAAAGUCUCAUGUUAUGCCUUUUGUUGCUUCACUACAGCUAAGGUAGAAUGAGGUUAUUUUGACUGUUGAGGGCCUCCCACUGUUGCGGUAUCGAGUGUUCUAUGACUCAAAUUUUUUGAAGGGUCAGUGGUUGGGUGGGUGAGCAUUGGAAAUGUGGCUUCGACAGUCAAAAAAGUCUGUGGCACGGUGGUAUGCUCUGUAUGUCUGUGAGGUGCUUGUCAAAAGUCUCAAUGAGUAUUUAUCUUGUGUCUUGUGAUGAAAAUUCUGCGCAAUUUUCUGGGCUCCUCCAAUAAUCAAAAUAUGUGGUGAUUGUGAAAAGAGCCAUGGCUUGGUGUGUGUUGUGGGCUGCAAAGUGGGACCCUUCUCCAUUUGCAAGGCUAGUAACUCCUCUCUCUCGGAACGAUUGAUAGUGGAUUGUUUUGUGACACAGUUUGCAUGCUCUGUCAGUUUACUUUCUUUCAAUUAGUUUUCAUCGGGCUUGUCCGAGAAUCAUUUGGAAGUGAUUUUAGCCAAUGAUGAAGUCCCCAAAGAUCCCAUUUCAGAAAAUUUCAACCCCAAGAACUUCUAUGGAAUUAACAAAUGUGGCGAAAUUGAUAGAAAGGAAGUGGAAUCCAAUUCCUCUGCCACAUGGAACCAUCCCUGAACCUAAAGGCCAAGACCUUGAUUAUGUGAACGUUGCUCAUAGUCAUCUUAUACAUUUUGAUUGGUGUAAGCUUGAUAAAUUGGCCUCUGGUUUGACCCCAUUUCGAGUUAAGCAUUUAUUGUUGAGAACGCAAAAGGAUUACGUUCUUUCACUUGAAUUUUUCAAGUGGGUUGAACUCAAGAACUCGAGCUCAAUUAGCCUUCAAACACAUUCCAUCAUUCUGCAUAUUCUUACUAAAAAUAGGAAAUUUAAGUCGGCUGAGACAAUCCUUAGGAGAGUCAUUCAAUUGAGUUUGGGUUCAUUGGAUCUUCCUUCUAAAUUGUUUGAGGCCUUAGUGUAUUCCUAUCGAAUUUGUGAUUCUUCACCCCGUGUUUUUGAUGCAUUGUUCAAGACUUAUGCACAUCUGAAGAAGUUUAGGAAUGCCACAGACACAUUUAGUCUUAUGAAGGAAUACGGGUUCUUGCCUACAAUUGAGUCUUGCAAUGCAUACUUGAGCUCGUUGAUUAGUUUGAAUAGGUCUGAUAUUGCAUUAUCAUUUUACAAAGAAAUGCAAAGGUCCCAUAUUUCCCCAAAUGUUUAUACUCUUAACAUGGUGAUUGGUGCUUUCACCAAAUUGGGGAAUACAGAAAAGGCAGUUAAGGUGUUUAAGGAGAUGGAGAAGAUGAAUAUUAGUCCAACUGUCGCAUCGUAUAAUACAUUGAUUGCAGGAUACUGUAGUCAGGGUCUUCUGAGCACUAGUCUGAAGCUCAAGAAGCUCAUGGAGAAGAAUGGGCUCCGUCCAAAUGAGGUUACGUACAACACCCUCAUGAAUGCUUUUUGCAAGGCAGGGAAGUUGCACGAAGCUGGUAAGCUUUUCAAGGAAAUGAAAACCAUGGAUGUUGCUCCUAAUACUAUAUCCUACAAUAUAUUGAUUGACGGUUACAGCCAAGCGGAGAACAGUGAGAUGGCUGGUCGUCUUUUUGAGGAGAUGUCAGUAAAUGGUAUUAAGGCAGAUAUAAUCACUUACAAUGCAUUGAUUUUGGGACUAUGUAAAGAGGGAAAGACAAGGAAAGCUGCAUAUCUGGUGAAAGAGCUGGAUAGAGAAAAAUUUGUUCCAAACUCUUCUACCUUCUCUGCUAUUAUUACUGGGCAAUGUGUUAGAAAGAACUCUGAGCGUGCUCUUCAACUCUACAGAAGCAUGAUAAGGACUGGUUGUCAUCCAAACAAAGUGACACUGGGGAUGCUGAUAUCCACUUUCAUUGAGAAUGAGGAUUAUGAUGGAGCUGCUAUGGUUUUGAGGGAGAUGCUUGAGAGAUCCAUUUCCCCUGAUCCAGGUACUUUAUCAGAGCUUUGCAAUGGACUUUGUAAAGAUGGCAAAGAAGAAGUGGCAACCAGUUUGUGUAAAGGGUUAGAAGCUAGGCAUCUCAUGCCAGAAAGUUUUCAAAAGACUUGAAUCUUUAGCUCUAGACCAAAAUCUUUGGACGACAAACGUGAAGAUGACAAUUCAACCUCAAAAAAUUGAAGCAUAAGAUGAAUUGUGUUGUACUGUUUCUUGCUGAAAGAGCAAAUGUCCUAUCUGGCAGAUAUCCUGCUCUAUUAGUUUGUCGACAAGGUCACGUGGUAGAGUGGUAUACUUUGUGGGUCUCACCCUAAAGUGUUUCAAAUUCAUCAUGCCGUUUGUAAGAGGAAUUUUAUCUAUUUAUCAUCAGGACACGAGCGGAUUCAGGUUUUGAGAGCUUUGAAGCAGUAGUGCAAGUGCUACAAGUCUGCUUUGGUUACUUGCAAUAUAUGUUUUGAGCCCCUCUAACCGAAUCGCUUUGUACAAUUCUCAUAACAUCUUUUCAUUCCUAACACCUAUAAUUUACUUAUUUGUUUUGUUAGCAAGUUAAUUCUGUGUUCUUAUCAUGUUAAUUGGAUAUUCAUAUUUCUCUCUUUUUAGAGAGUGAUGGUUUUUUGAGUUGGUGAAGUAUUGGUGGUGUAAUUAUUGGUAACUUUGGGAUGGUGUAUAUGCGAUUUACAUUGACAAACAAAUUAUUCCAAAUUUUCUGAGUUUUUGCUUUGUUAUUUGUACAUAUUUGCACUUUUUUGAAUUAAAGAUAUUACACUGAUGCUCCAUGUACACUAAUUUUUUUGGUGUGUUAUGAGAGGGUAUUGCGUGUUCCAUUUGCAACACGUAAUCCACUAAUAGCAGUCCUUAAUUACCAAGUAAUAAUAGUGGCCUGUCACCAUUAUUUGGUGAUCAAUAAUUGGUACUAGUAUAUCACGUGACAAUAUCAAACACUGAAAAUGAAGCAUCUAAUAUUCUUUCCUCAUUAGCCAAUGGAUGGUUAGAACAUCCCCCAACCCCCCCCCCCGGGCGCGGAGUCGAGCUUCCUCUUGCUUAUGGAUAGCACUUAGUGGUCUUUAGAUUGAUUUACUCCAAGAAAUUUAGGAUUUGAAUGACAUGGAAAAUUUAGUUUAAUAGUAAACAAAGCGGUGCAAUCUUGAGGCUGAAAAGUCAACGGCAGCUUCCAAGUAGAUGGGCCAAUAUACUACAACAAAACCUAAAUUCUGUAGAUGGGCUGGGCCAAGCAGCCUACUAGCAUUUUCGGGAGUGGUGUCCGGUUGCCCAGCAUCUCCAUUCCUGCAACAGCAUCUCCAACAAGGGCGAAGUUGGAGAUAUAAUGGUUUCUCCAACAACAGCAUCUCCGUUCAGAGGAAUGCUGCCCAAACCAAAAAUAUGUGUUGGCAGAUUAUGAAGAUAGAAGGUUAUAGCGAAGAAUUUCUGGACUUGGUAUUCGAUCAUUUAGUGCAAAAUGAGAAGCUGGGAAAAGCAUUUAUGGCAAAGGGUCAAAGACUUCGUUUGAUUUUUCUCGAGAGGUUCAAGAAAUAUUGGGGUGUCGAAUGAAGUACUUAUUAUGUGAUGGCAGCGAGGAUCGUUUAUUGCCAUGAAUUUAUUUGAGAGAGGAAGCAACAGAAACUGUGUUAUAAGCAAGCAUCACAUUCUUGGAAAGUCUCUUCAGCUGCGUUGUGUUUUUUUUUUUUGUCAUUAUCUUUUGUAUUUAUAGGAAAACCACUUGCCUUGUUUUGGAAGUACUAGGUUUCCAGAAUUCAGCUUAAAGUAAUAUACCAAUUCCUUUGCACCCGUUUUUGUUAUAAAGUAGUGAGAUUAACAGCCAA
This is a messenger RNA of Coffea arabica (coffee), 4807 nucleotides long. The record is from RefSeq and is a predicted model, not a curated record. Lineage: Eukaryota; Viridiplantae; Streptophyta; Magnoliopsida; Gentianales; Rubiaceae.